AUGAUUGCCGCCAGGAACUUUGUCGCUCCCGCCCGUCAAUGCUUGCGGACAACACGUGUGUCCCCUCGCAUUGCCUCGCCCUUCUCGCAGCUCCGCACUUACUCCGUUGCUGCCGAUGAGCGCGUCGCCAAGUUCAAGGGUCAGAAGGACACUGAUGGAAAAUACACUGUUACCCUGAUCGAGGGUGACGGUAUCGGUCCCGAGAUCUCCCAGUCGGUGAAGGAUAUCUUCGCUGCCGCAAACGCCCCUGUCAAGUGGGAGCCCGUCGAUGUUACUCCCAUCCUGAAGGACGGCAAGACCGCCAUCCCCGACGAAGCCAUCAAGAGCGUCCAGAAGAACUACGUUGCGCUCAAGGGUCCUCUUGCUACCCCCGUCGGUAAGGGACACGUCUCUCUGAACUUGACCCUCCGUCGUACUUUCAACCUCUUCGCCAACGUCCGUCCCUGCCGUUCCGUUGCCGGUUACAAGACCCCCUACGACAAUGUCGACACCGUCCUGAUCCGUGAGAACACCGAGGGUGAAUACUCCGGCAUUGAGCACGUCGUCGUCGAUGGUGUCGUCCAGAGCAUCAAGCUCAUCACCAAGGAGGCCUCCGAGAGAGUGCUCCGCUUCGCCUUCCAGUACGCUCGUUCCAUCAACAAGAAGAAGGUCCGUGUCGUGCACAAGGCCACCAUCAUGAAGAUGUCCGACGGUCUCUUCCUCAACCUUGCUCGUGACAUCGCCAAGGAGUUCCCCGACGUCGAGUUCGAUGCUGAGCUGCUGGACAACUCUUGCCUGAAGAUCGUUACCGACCCCACCCCCUACAACGACAAGGUCCUUGUCAUGCCCAACCUGUACGGUGACAUUCUGUCCGACAUGUGCGCCGGUCUGAUCGGUGGUCUUGGUCUGACCCCCUCCGGUAACAUUGGUGACGAGUGCUCCAUCUUCGAGGCCGUCCACGGUUCUGCCCCCGACAUUGCUGGCAAGGGUCUUGCCAACCCCACUGCUCUGCUUCUGAGCAGUAUCAUGAUGCUUCAGCACAUGGGUCUGACCGAGCACGCCGCUCGUAUCCAGAAGGCUACUUUCGACACCCUCGCCGAAGGAAACGCCCUCACCGGUGACUUGGGUGGUUCCGCCAAGACCCACGAGUAUGCUGAGGCCAUCAUGAAGCGUCUGUAA
Aspergillus luchuensis is the source of this 1158-nucleotide messenger RNA. RefSeq names its product isocitrate dehydrogenase (NAD(+)) IDH2 (gene IDH2). Gene Ontology annotation, cellular component: mitochondrion. The record is from RefSeq and is a predicted model, not a curated record. Gene Ontology annotation, molecular function: NAD binding; magnesium ion binding; isocitrate dehydrogenase (NAD+) activity. Gene Ontology annotation, biological process: isocitrate metabolic process; tricarboxylic acid cycle. The transcript is spliced from 6 exons. NCBI's taxonomy places the organism in Eukaryota, Fungi, Ascomycota, Eurotiomycetes, Eurotiales, Aspergillaceae. Bases 1 to 1158 code for a protein of 385 amino acids.